This is a messenger RNA of Aspergillus saccharolyticus JOP 1030-1, 3005 nucleotides long. RefSeq names its product beta-mannosidase mndA. Gene Ontology annotation, biological process: glycoprotein catabolic process; carbohydrate metabolic process. Bases 84 to 2930 code for a protein of 948 amino acids. The record is from RefSeq and is a predicted model, not a curated record. The transcript is spliced from 5 exons. NCBI's taxonomy places the organism in Eukaryota, Fungi, Ascomycota, Eurotiomycetes, Eurotiales, Aspergillaceae. Gene Ontology annotation, molecular function: beta-mannosidase activity.
CCCUUCUUUCUCCUCUUCUUGCUUCUCCUCCCUGUGAAGUGCGUUUCCCCCAAACGUGUCUUCUUCCUGCCAGAGCAUAAACCAUGCGUGCGCUACCCACCACAGCGAUCACGCUAUUAGGCGCAUCUUUGUUGCCCUCUGCAACCGAAGCCCAGUAUGUCCGAGAUUUGAGUGCCGAGGACUGGACACUGAGUAGUGCCGCCUUGAAUCGCACGGUGCCAGCCCGAUUUCCCUCUCAGGUGCAUAUGGAUUUGCUAAGAGAGGGAAUCAUUGAUGAACCGUAUAACGAUUUGAACGAUUUCAAUCUGAGGUGGAUUGCGGAUGCCAAUUGGACAUAUACCAGUGGGAAGAUUGAAGGCUUAGGCGAUGACUAUGACUCGACAUGGCUAGUUUUCGACGGGCUGGACACCUUCACCUCAAUCUCGUUCUGCGGCCAGUUCGUCGCGGCAACGAACAACCAGUUCCGACAGUACAUGUUCGAUGUCUCCUUUAUUCUUGAGGGCUGCGGUGAGAGUCCGACCUUGAGUAUCGAGUUUGGUAGCGCGCCGAAGAUUGUGGAUGCAAUCGCUCAGGAUCCUAAUUCUCCAACAUGGCCCGAGGGCGUGCAAAUCACAUACGAAUACCCGAAUCGUUGGUUCAUGCGCAAGGAGCAAUCUGAUUUUGGCUGGGACUGGGGUCCAGCGUUUGCACCGGCUGGGCCCUGGAAGCCCGGAUAUGUGGUUCAGUUGAAGCAGGCGGAGCGGGUAUAUGUUCGCAACACGGAUCUGGAUAUCUACCGGCAAGGACAGAUCAAUUACCUUCCGCCAGAUCAGAGCCAGCCGUGGGUGGUGAAUGCCAGUCUUGACUACCUAGGCACUCUGCCGGAGAACGUUUCCAUGGCGAUUGAGGUGAAAGAUAUCCAGACGGGCGAGAUCCUGGCGUCCCAGCCACUAACAAAUGUCACCUUCGCUGAAGGCUCUGUCACGGGAAUUACAGUUUUGGAUGGAGUGGAGCCGAAGCUGUGGUGGCCCCAGGGCCUGGGUGAGCAGAACCUCUACAAUGUCACCAUUGCGGUCACCGAUGGGGGAAACCGCUCCAUCGCUGAAGUGACCAAGCGGACUGGCUUCCGAACGAUCUUUCUCAACCAGCGCAAUAUCACCGAUGCUCAGCUAGCCCAAGGAAUUGCCCCGGGCGCGAACUGGCAUUUUGAAGUCAAUGGGCAUGAAUUCUAUGCCAAAGGAUCCAACUUGAUUCCGCCUGAUAGCUUCUGGACCCGAGUCACUGAGAAAACCAUGACUCGGUUAUUCGAUGCCGUCGUGGCAGGCAACCAGAACAUGCUCCGCGUCUGGUCGUCCGGAGCCUACUUGCAUGACUACAUCUACGAUCUGGCGGACGAGAAGGGGAUCCUGCUGUGGAGUGAGUUUCAAUUCAGUGAUGCGCUGUAUCCAACGGAUGAGGCAUUCUUAGAGAACGUCGCCGCGGAGGUAGUCUACAAUGUGCGACGCGUCAAUCACCACCCAUCUCUGGCCCUGUGGGCUGGAGGCAAUGAGAUCGAAGCGCUGAUGCUUGUGCUCGUUGAGGCGGCCGACCCCGAGGCGUACCCUUUCUACGUGGGCGAGUACGAGAAGAUGUACGUCAGUCUCUUCCUGCCACUCGUCUACGAAAAUACGCGGUCUAUCUCCUAUUCUCCCAGCAGCACGACUAACGGCUACCUGGACAUUGACCUCUCGGCGGCGGUGCCCAUGGCUGAGCGAUACGACAACACCACCGAGGGCGAAUACUACGGCGACACAGACCAUUACAACUACGACACGAGUGUCGCCUUCGACUACGGCUCCUACCCGGUGGGUCGGUUCGCCAACGAGUUUGGCUUCCACAGCAUGCCGAGCUUGCAGACCUGGCAGCAAGCGCUCACCGACCCUGACGAUCUUGCCUUCAACAGCAGCGUGGUCAUGCUGCGCAACCACCACUACCCCGCCGGCGGCCUCAUGACCGACAACUUCCACAACACCUCGCUCGGCAUGGGUGAGAUGACCCAGGGGGUGCUCAGCUACUACCCGACGCCGGACAUCCCCUCGGACCCGCUGGCCAACUUCAGCGCCUGGUGCCACGCGACCCAGCUCUUCCAAGCCGACAUGUACAAAUCGCAGAUCCAAUUCUACCGACGCGGCAGCGGCCUGCCGGAGCGCCAGCUGGGGUCGUUGUAUUGGCAGCUCGAGGACAUCUGGCAGGCGCCCUCGUGGGCGGGGAUCGAGUACGGCGGCCGCUGGAAGGUGUUGCACUAUGUGGCGCGCGACAUCUACAAGCCCGUGAUCGUCUCCCCGUUCUGGAACUACACGACCGGCGCCCUGGACAUCUACGUCACCUCGGAUCUGUGGACCCCUGUGACGGGCACCGUCACGCUCACCUGGCGCGACCUCGCGGGGCGGCCCGUCGCGUCCAACGGCGGCCUCCCCGCCGCUCCGCUGCCCUUCCACGUCGGCGCCCUCAACACCACCCGUCUGUACCGGAUGAACCUGAAACAGCAGCCCCUGCCGCGGCACGAGGAUGUCAUUCUCACGCUGGAGCUGAGCGCCACGGGUCGCUUGCCCAACGCCGCCGCCGCCGCCGACGACGACCAGGCGGAAACCACCUUCACGCAUGAGCAGUGGUUCACCCCCGCGUUCCCCAAGGAUUUGUCUCUGGUUGACCCCAGGGUGCGGCUCACGUAUGAUGCGGAGAGAGAGAAGUUCGUGGUGGAGGCGGCCGGCGGGGUGGCGCUGUACACUUGGCUGGAACAUCCCGAGGGGGUGGUGGGGUACUUCGAGGAGAAUGCGUUUGUGCUGGUGCCGGGCCAGAAGAAGGUCGUGGGGUUUGUGGUGCAGGAGGAUGAGACGGAGGGGGAGUGGGUGAAGGAUGUAACGGUGAAGAGUCUGUGGGAUUUGAAUGAGGGUGGGAAGCGGAGGGUGUAGAUGAUCCGUAGUGGGGGUUAUUGGUAGUAGUAGUGUCUUUGACGAUGUCAGUUUGUGUGUAUAUGUAUGAGCGAA